Messenger RNA from Macadamia integrifolia, 1021 nucleotides. Its product is annotated as actin-related protein 2/3 complex subunit 3. The transcript is spliced from 5 exons. NCBI's taxonomy places the organism in Eukaryota, Viridiplantae, Streptophyta, Magnoliopsida, Proteales, Proteaceae. Gene Ontology annotation, biological process: regulation of actin filament polymerization; Arp2/3 complex-mediated actin nucleation. Gene Ontology annotation, molecular function: actin filament binding. Gene Ontology annotation, cellular component: Arp2/3 protein complex; cytoskeleton. The coding region runs from base 288 to 812 and encodes 174 amino acids. The record is from RefSeq and is a predicted model, not a curated record.
UCUCUCUAAUAAUGGCAUUCUCAAGGGUGACAGUAUAAAUUACCAAUAUGACUAAUUGACUAGUCUCUCGCCUCGAGGACCUCGCAGGCGCAGCUUUCUCCACCCCGACUCUCGCCAUCGGCACAAGCCCUGAGUCCUACACUACACACUCUGAAAAUCUAGAGAGAUAACAAGAAUUCUCAUCCUCUCCUUUUCGAUCUGAGUUAUUUAGUUUCUGUACUCCACGCCUGUGCACCGCUAAUUCUUUCGGAUGAGAUAGAGAAGGAGAUCGAUCUUCAAAAUCGCCAAUGGUGUACCACUCAAGUUUUGUUAAUGAGGAAGCUAUAGCAAAAGCUUGUGGGUGUCCUCUGCUUCCUUUGAAAAGCCAUAUAAAGGGUCCUGCACCAGUUUCAGAUCAAGAUAAAACUGACAUCAUUGAUGAAGCAAUCACAUUCUUUCGUGCCAAUGUCUUCUUCAGAAACUUUGAUAUCCAGAGCUCAGCUGACAAGCUUCUCAUAUAUUUGACAUUUUACAUUAAUGUUGCUUUGAAGAGGCUUGAGGGCUGCAGAACACUGGCUGAGGGGACCAAAGCUAUCAUUAACUUGGGUCUAGAGAAGGUCCCUGUGCCUGGAGAGCCUGGUUUUCCUUUUGCGGGACUUUUCCCACUUUCUGAGUCUCAGCAAGAAGCAGAGCUAUUUAGGGACUAUCUGAAGCAGAUAAGGGAGGAGACAAGUGGAAGACUACUCAGUGUUGCAUACAGGCCAAAUGGAACUCCAAACAAAUGGUGGCUGGCAUUUGCCAAGAGGAAAUUCAUGAAUAUUAUUGUCCCCUAAAGCAUUGUCAAGAGAAUGGUACUCUCUCUAGGACUUGGAAGUCCUACAGAAACCUCAUCAAGAAUGACAGAUUUUCCUGGAUGAUCUGUAUUUUCUUAUUGCUUGCUUUCCAGCCUUUGGUCUUUCAACUUAUUCUUCUCUGCAGAAUCUUGUGUUGUUGAUGAGGUCAUUAAGAAGAAUAUGUAUUCAUAAAGUCAUGGUUUUGUGCA